This is a messenger RNA of Gadus chalcogrammus (walleye pollock), 3980 nucleotides long. RefSeq names its product complement C3-like. Gene Ontology annotation, biological process: complement activation. The record is from RefSeq and is a predicted model, not a curated record. Gene Ontology annotation, molecular function: endopeptidase inhibitor activity. Lineage: Eukaryota; Metazoa; Chordata; Actinopteri; Gadiformes; Gadidae.
AAGACUAGACAUCUGGAGACCAUUGGCUCAGACCAGGACUAUAAGACCAGACAACUGGAGACCAGUAGCUCAGACCCGUGGCUCAGACCAGGACUAUCAGACCAGUUGAGGCUCCAGAAUGGACAGGUCUACUUGUUCGCUGCUUUUACUAAUUUUGGCUCUGGAGUCUGUGUGUGCCAGUAAAAGAUUCUUCAUCUCGGCUCCAAAAGUGUUCCACGUCAACGUUAAGGAGAAGGUCUUUGUUCAGACCUCCUCGGCCACCACGCUCUAUCUGGAGGAUGAGAGGUCAGGCCAGGUCGUGUCCCAUAAAAAGACCACUUCAUCUAAUGGUGGAGACAUCCAAACCGUGGAGCUCAUGAUAGACAGGGAGAGGAUGGCCAAUCUGCCACGGUUUAUGUCCGAUCCGUACCUUCUGCUGGUGGCCGAGACACCAGUGAGGAAGAUGACCCGCGUGCUGGUGUCCAUGCACAGGGGCCACCUCUUCAUCCAGACCAACCAACCGCUGUACAAACCAUCAGAUCAAGUCCAGUACAGGAUCUUCGCACUCGACCACACCAUGCGACCCUCAGAGGAAGUAAUUGAAAUAUCCGUCAUUAACCCAUCUGGGAUCCGUCUGAACCUGGACUAUUCGCUCCGGGCUCCGUUUGGUGGUAUGUUCAGCGGUGAUCUGUACCUACCUGGCGUCGCUGGACUGGGUACAUGGAAAAUUGUUGCACAUUAUGAAGGAGAUAAGAAACAUGCUGCUACUCUGGAGUUUCAGGUCCAGAAAUUUGUUUUACCAAGUUUCGAGGUGAUCAUAAACUCAGAAGAACGCUACGUUCUGUUGGAGCGCGAGACGUUUACCUUCACGGUGACGGCCAAGUACUCGUACGGGGAGACGGUGGCUGGGAGCUUCCACUCCUGGUUCAGGGUGGCCGGCCUGCAGGGCUCUGAGUGCCUCAAAGUCUCCCAGAUGAUCCGGGGACUGGAGAAGACUGGCUCGAUUGAAGAUGGUGUCGGCACAGUGACUCUCAGGGCUGAAGAGCUAAAGACACAGCUACAACAAGGGUGUAACGUCACCUACUUGGAGCAGGAGGGUGCAGAACUGGUGAUGAGCGUGUCGGUCACAGAACAACAGAGCAGAGAGAUGCAGGAGGCGGAGAUAUCUCUUCCAAUCGUUUCUCGACUUUAUGAAAUCGACCUAUCUCGAAUUCGAUCGUAUUUCAUUCCUGGAGCUCCAUUAGACAUUGUGGUGCUCCUGCGUCUUCCGGAUGGUUCUCCAGCCUCUGAGGUCCCGGUAGAGCUCAGUCUCCGGGGGGAAACCGUACCGCUGGUCACCAACCAAGAGGGGGCAGCGGUGCACAUCUUCAAUCUCCCAGCUUCUCCUCCUGCACAAAUCACUGUUAACGUCCGAGCCGGCACCGUGACGCAGGAGAAGGUUUUGAAGCCCAUGUCCUCGCCCAGUCAGCACUACCUGUACGUCAGCGUUCCCACCGGGAAGUUCAAAGUCAACCAACAGCUCGACGUCACGUUCAACACCAUCAACGGUCGUCCCAAAGAUGGUUUGGUGUACUACCUGGUCUUGAGUCACGGGGAUCUGGUGCAUCAGGGCUCCGUGGUUGCAAUGUCCCGACGGGGCGGCACCGGGAUCAGGAUCACUGCCCAGAUGGUGCCCUCCUUGCGUCUGAUUGGCUACUACUACGACCGGCACGACGUCCUGGUGUCUGACUCUGUGUGGGUGGACGUGGUCGAUGAGUGUGAGAUGGCGGUCAAAGUCAGUCCCUCCAUGAACCCCUCCCCGCCCAGGGGGACCAUCGGGCUGGAGGUGAAGGUGAAGGGGAGGGCCAGGGUGGCUCUGCUGGUGGUGGACAAGGCCAUGUACGCUCUGGACCGACGGAACAGACUGACAGCCAAGCAGGUGUUCUCUGCCAUGGAGUCCUACGACCUGGGCUGCUCAUACCGAGGGGGGCCCGACCAGGACUCCAUCUUCACCGAGGCCGGCUUGUCUUUUGUGUCUUCAGGUUCAACACCCAAAGCAAAUGCACUUCCUCUAGGGUCCAGGUGUAAACCCCAUGCUGCACGGCGCUCCAGACGGGCCUUGGACCUCCGACAUGAGCUCCUGGAGAUGAAGGGGAACCUGAGCUCAGAGCUCCAGCAGUGCUGUGACCAGGACUUCUCCUGUGAGGAGAGGAGGAGGAGGUUGACCGAGAUGAACGCAGAGGCUCAGUGUGCCGACAUCUUCUUCAAGUGUUGUAUUCGGGGGGAGGCUCUGAGGAAGAGUGCCGCGGAAGACAACGCUUCCAGUCUACUGGAUAUUGAGGAACAUUUCAUUGGCCGCAUGGCCGAAAAGAUCAGUCGAAAUUUUGCUCCAAGUUUUGCAUUUACAUAUUUUUAUGCCAAUGACAAACACAAACACACAUUAUCUCUACCGGAUUCUAUUACCACUUGGGAAAUUCAGGCAGUCAUUCUAUCUCCAACUCACGGAUUCUGCGUGGUUGAGCCAAUUGAGCUGAAAACCUUUAAGAACAUCUUCGUGUCUCUGAGACUGCCCUAUUCGGUCAGGAGAUAUGAACAAUUGAGCAUUGUGGCAGUCAUCUACAACUAUGGGCCUGUUGCUGUACAGCUAGCCGUUCACAUGGAGCAGACACCCGGGCUUUGCUCCCCGGGCUUCUCCGCGUUCAAAGCCUUCGUGAAGGUCAGCGUGGAGAGCGGGUCCUCUACGCUGGUGACCUUCGCUGCCGUCCCCAUGAUAAGCGGCGCUAUACCCAUCAAAAUACGCCUUUAUGAUAUAAUCAAUGGGUGGCAACCCGACGCCAUUGAAAAGAGCCUGAACGUUUGGACAGAAGGAGAAGAAAAGACGAAGGAGAAUACUUAUAAUUAUGAUUUGAUAGGGGGGGCUCCUGUCAGCAUCGAUGGAAACCUACCCAAUGAGACGGUCCCCGGAUCCUCCUCCAAUCUAUUCAUCAAGAUGGAAGGGGCGGGGUUCGGCGAGUCCAGUGCCAGGGUCCUCCUGUCGGCCGAAGGGGUCAACGGACUUCUGAGGCUGCCUGGCGGCUGUGCAGAGCAGACCAUGAAGCUGAUGGCCCAGACAGUCCUGGCUCUGCGCUACCUGGACCUCAGCCAGCUGUGGUUCCAGCUGCCGGCCGGCUCCAGGGACCUGGCUCUGCAGAGGACUGACGAGGGUUUGACGAGAAUUCUGACUUUCAAAAAAGCUGAUGGAUCUUAUGGAGCAUGGAUUGCAAUUCCAUCAAGUUAUUGGCUCACCGCUCUUGUUGUGAAAGUGCUGUCUCUGUUGGCGGAUCGCCAGAUGGCCGGAAGGGGAGGCAGCCCGCAGGGUCACAUUCGCAGGGACGUGUCCAAUCAGGACAUCAGCACUUCAGUCCGGUUCCUGAUGUCCGUGCAGAAACAGGAUGGGUCCUACUCAGACCCACACCCUGUGUACCACAGGGAGAUCGAUGGGGGGAUCAGAGGCGCUGGGAAGGACAUGUCCAUGACGGCGUUCAUCGCCGUGGCGCUGCAGCACGCCAUCCCAUUCGUCGAACACAGCAUGAAGAACGAUGUGGUGGCUAGUAUCGCCAGCUCGACGUCGUACCUCCUCUCCCACGUGGGGGAGCUGGAGAGGCCUUAUGCUGUGGCCAUCACAGCCUACUGCCUGGCCGUCUGUCUGCCUGACAUAGACGGAGCCAAACCAGCCUGGAAGCAGCUCCAAGCUCUGGCUGCAGAAGAUGACAAGGGCUGCCGGGUGUGGAAAGACGAUCCACAAAGCUCCUCUCAGCAGGAUGCUAUCACCGUGGAAACGACGGCCUACGCCCUGCUGACAGCUGUGGCGCACCAGGACUUCCCGUGGGCCGACAACGCCUCCUGCUGGCUGGUCGCGCAGGAGAACUAUGGCGGGGGGUUCAUGUCAACGCAGGAUACCAUCGUGGCUCUGGAGGCUCUGGCAGAGUACGACGUGAAGAAGCCCGCUUAGUCUUUCACAUUGCACUUGUAACAAGCUUGAC